CGCAUGCGCGACAUUUCCUUACAGCUGUCAGAAUAGGCUGGAGAUGUGAAUUAUCUUGUCCGUAUACUAUCUUUGUCAGGACCAACAGCUAGGUGGAACUCCGACAAAAAGUUGCUUCAAUGACAUUUUCCAUAGGGAUGUCAGUUUGACUGUGAGACAAGCUAGCUGUUGUAUUAAGUGUUCAUUUCCCCUGCUGUGCCAUGGAUUUUAAUGUUAAGCGGUUAGCUGCAGACGCCGGUACUUUCCUGAGCCGCGCGGUACAAUUUACAGAAGAGAAAUUUGGCCAGGCUGAAAAGACAGAGUUGGAUGCCCAUUUGGAGAACCUUUUGGUCAGAGCUGAGAACACCAAGCAAUGGACAGAAAGGAUUAUGAAGCAGACAGAAGUCUUACUACAGCCCAACCCAAAUGUCCGGCUAGAAGAAUUUGUUUAUGAGAAACUGGAGAAAAAAGCCCCUACGCGAAUGAACAACCACGAGCUGCUGGGCCAGUCAAUGAUCGACUCAGGAAAUGAAUUUGGUCCUGGAACUGCCUAUGGAAAUGCUCUGAUAAAAUGUGGUGAGACGGAGAAGCAGAUUGGUGGGGCAGAGCGGGAGUUAAUCCAAAGCGCUGCCAUCAACUUCCUGACACCUUUCAGGAACUUUCUAGAAGGUGACUUCAAAACCAUCCUGAAAGAACGGAAGCUACUGCAGGUCAAACGUUUGGAUUUGGAUGCAGCCAAAACCAGGCUAAAGAAAGCCAGGAUGGCUGAUGCUAGAGCUGCAGCAGAGCAGGAGUUGAGGAUGACCCAGAGUGAGUUUGACCGACAGGCAGAGAUCACCCGACUGCUGCUAGAAGGCGUCAGCAGCACCCACGCACACCACCUACGCUGCUUGAAUGACUUUGUGGAGGCCCAGACUACGUACUACGCACAGUGUUACCAGUACAUGGUGGAUCUCCAAAAGCAGCUGGGCAGUUUCCCCUCAUCAUUCUCCAACAACAAUCAAUCGUCAGUGUCGGGUGGGGCCAGCAUCUCGGUGCCCACCAUCCCGGUGUCGGCCUCCCUGCCCAGUGUGUCUGCGGGCCACGGCAGCUCGACAGCAUCGGGCGGAUUCAAUGAAUUGCGUAGCUCCAACGGCAGCCGCAAAGCCCGAGUGCUUUACGACUACGAUGCUGCCAGCAGCAGCGAGCUUUCCCUGCUGGCUGAUGAGGUGAUCACAGUCAGCAGCGUCCCAGGCAUGGACUCAGACUGGCUGAUGGGUGAGCGAGGCAACCAGAAGGGCAAAGUGCCAAUCACUUACCUGGAGCUGCUUAACUGAGCCCCCGUAACCAGCUGUGAUCUCAUAUUUAUAUUGUGUUGCAGGGACAGGCCACACUUUCGCUUCCAUUCAGUCUUUUAGAAUGAGUUUUAUUUCUAUGAAAAGGAGUCUCAGUUUUAGCAGACUCGAGCUGGAAUGAAUGAAUCUGAGUGAAGGGGAAAGGAAGUGGACCCCAUUCCCGGAUGUGUUUGUAUUCAACUGCAGUACAUUUCUAAAACCUGCUUUCAUGCCUUUGUGUUUGAUGCCAUGCAAUCUGCAAUAUGUGCCAGAACAUCUCCAAAACUGUAACUUUAACAUCAUAUAUCUCAGACGGUGACCUAAAUGCUUUUGAUUUGAGGUUUUGUUUCUCUUCCCUCACUGCUAAUUCCAGUUUUUUCAUGUAGUGAUACAGUAGACACAUCAAAACUAACAAGCAGUUAUUAAACCCAUAUGCCAGACAUCAUUAAGUGCCUAUUACAGUGAAUCGGCCUUUCUAAAAACCAUUUGCCUUUUUUACAGAUACACCAGCAGUAUUGAGUCGCUCCUCUUAGUAUUGAACCCUAAGAUUUCUGUUUAAGUUAUUGGCAACCAGAAACCAGCAGACGCUUAUCAACCAGAAGACAGCUCUUAUCUCUGAUUAAAUUAUUAAUUUGUGUAUUCUUCAUAAAUACACAAUUUGUGAUGUUUAUUGUCUCUGGUUUUGGUCGACUUUGUGUUCACUUUGAAAAUUCCUUAAAGUAAAGACAUUUACUUUUUUUACCUUAAAGAAAUUUGCUUCUCUUUUUUUACCUUCAAGUAAAGACAUUUGCUUUCUUUCUUUUUUCUUUUUUUUUUUUACAUUACCAACAUGUCUCAUCAGUUGCCCCUAAACCUGCAUUUCAACUUGAAAUUGAAAAAAAAAGUCUCGUUACAUUUUGGAGAUUAAAGUAUAUUAUUAUGUGGCUGCUUUUUUGUUUUGUGUGUAACUGUUAAGAUAGCAUACAAUUGUAAAAUAAAUAUACAAUAUGAUACAUUAAAAUAAGAAAAUGUCA
Molecule: messenger RNA, 2305 nt
Organism: Siniperca chuatsi (mandarin fish)
Lineage: Eukaryota; Metazoa; Chordata; Actinopteri; Centrarchiformes; Sinipercidae
Gene: sh3glb1a
Product: SH3-domain GRB2-like endophilin B1a
Exons: 9
Coding region: 201-1295 (364 amino acids)
Biological process (GO): membrane organization
Cellular component (GO): membrane; cytoplasm
Molecular function (GO): protein binding
Source: RefSeq, a predicted model, not a curated record